Messenger RNA from Juglans microcarpa x Juglans regia, 1929 nucleotides. Its product is annotated as dof zinc finger protein DOF1.4-like. Lineage: Eukaryota; Viridiplantae; Streptophyta; Magnoliopsida; Fagales; Juglandaceae. Gene Ontology annotation, molecular function: DNA binding; DNA-binding transcription factor activity. The transcript has a single exon. Gene Ontology annotation, biological process: regulation of DNA-templated transcription. The record is from RefSeq and is a predicted model, not a curated record. Bases 521 to 1444 code for a protein of 307 amino acids.
UAUAAAAUUGUGUUGGUAGUUCUAGUUUUGUCGCCAAAGUUCAGCAUAAUUAUAUAGGGUUGCCACCACUAGUACUACUACUACUGCUGCUGCACCCCACAUAUAUCAAUCAAAACUCUUUUGGUCCUUCCAAAGCUCGAGUAAUCUUUGAUCGUCUUUUAUUCAUCUUAUAAUUAUUGCUUCUUUCGUAGCGAUCAUAUAUAGAUCGAUAGGUUUGUAGCUUUAGAUAAUCGCUUCGUUAUAUAGAAAAGAAAAGAUAGACUCGAAGACAUGCUCGCUUCUCACCACCGUCCUAGCCAUUUCCCUGCUUCUAACAAUAUUGUCGGCUCACCAAUUUCUCUAGAGAAACACACUGUUUGGUUUAUAGGCAACAAUCUCAUCCUCUUGCUCUUUUUCAGAUUGAUUUCUCUUCUCGCUCCUCGAUCCAAAGGCUAGAUCAACUUGGUCUUUCCAAUUUCCCGGAAAUCCUCGAUCGAUUUGAAGAUAUCUUUUCCGUUGUUAAUUUUGGGUGUUUUCAGAGAUGGGUUUGAGUUCUAGGCAGGUUUCUGGCGAUGGGCUUGAUUGGAGCCAAGCCUUCUUGCAGGAUCAAACAACUUUGGAGCUGCCCAAAACUCCUCCGAUCAUGAGACGGCAACAGCAACAAAAUCAGCAGCAACAAUUCGAGCCAUUAAAGUGUCCGAGGUGUGAUUCAUCAAACACGAAGUUUUGUUACUACAACAACUAUAACAAGUCCCAGCCUCGGCAUUUCUGCAGAGCUUGUAAAAGGCACUGGACUAAGGGUGGAACUCUACGCAACGUUCCGGUUGGUGGCGGCCGCAAGAAUAAGAGGCUAAAAAAAUCAAGCACUGCUACCUCUGCCAGCACCAGCGCUAGUGCAGCCACCACCAGCACCACCAAUAGCGAUGUCGAUAAUAAGCUCAAGACGGCCCACAUGGCUAUUCAAGCUCAGCAGCAGAGGAACAAUCUUCCUCUUUCACUAGGUGAUCAGAAAUGCACGUCUGAUAUCCUCUACCAGGCGUUGCUUCUUCCACCGUCUUCGCUGCCGCAAAAGAAUUUGUUCAACUCUAGCAACUUGGACAGCAAAAAUCUCAGCGCCAACAACAACGUCUGUUUGGGUUCAGCUCCGCAUCUUCCUCUAGAUCAAAACCUAAACUUUCCCUUCUCAAGCUCAAGCUCUUUUAACACAAACCCAUCUCCAAUCCCAACCUCUUUCCAGUCCUCAGAUGUUUAUAAUAAUUACACCGAUCAAGAGUUCAAAACCAUGGGGGAGCCAACCAUUACCAAUAUCAUGGCCAACCCAAGCAGCACUGCCACUCAGCCAUGGCAGAUACCUACAACAACCAGUGGUAUGGACAUGUCUACUUACUGGACUUGGGAUGAUAUUGAUACCUUUGCCUCCACCGAUCUCAAUCUUCAAUGGGAUGAUUUUGAAAUCAAACCAUAAAAAAGUUUAACCAUGUUAGCAGUGUCUAUAAGUGUGAAUCCAUUGGGUGUUUACAUAUAUGCUCGUUAAAAGAAAGGCACUUCUUUCACAGUGUCGCCGGUCUUUUUGUUGAUCUUCUUUUUCAGGUGAACGUACAUCUUUAUGGUAUCUCAAUCUGUAAGCGCAAUAGAGAGAUGUGGAGUACUGUUUGAAGCUGUCUUUUUUAGUUUCAGCUUCAGGCUAAGGUGUCUAUGAUCAGUAACUAGAUCUACAUGUCCCUCUCUCUCUUGAUCUUCUCCUUAAUUUGAUGGAAUAGUGGCAUGAUAUAUGUUGUAAGGAGCUCAGUUUUGUUCUUAACCAUAGAUGUCGAUAGAAUUUUGGAUGCUUUAGAUGAUCACAGAAGGGUCAUGAUCUCCACUCCAGCAUGGCUGAUCUGACAGAAUGUGAUGGAAGAUUCUUGUGGAUAUGUAUUUUUGGAUUAAUUUGAAUGAUAUUAAUUACUUGGA